Spinacia oleracea (spinach) is the source of this 975-nucleotide messenger RNA. RefSeq lists its product as uncharacterized. The transcript has 4 exons. Bases 1 to 975 code for a protein of 324 amino acids. NCBI's taxonomy places the organism in Eukaryota, Viridiplantae, Streptophyta, Magnoliopsida, Caryophyllales, Amaranthaceae. The record is from RefSeq and is a predicted model, not a curated record.
AUGGCUGAGCACCCUAAAUUCCACCAGAUUGUUCAAGAAGGAUGGAGUACUGUUGUUUCUGGAACUGUUAUGUUCCAAGUGUGGCAAAAGUUGAAAAUUAUCAAGCAGGGUUUAAAAACUCUUCACAAAAAAGAUUUUGCUAGAUUGGAGAAUAGAAUUGAGAACAUUAGGAAGGAGUUGGGUGAAGUUCAAUCUCAGUUAGUUGCUUCCCCUUGUGAUAUUUCUCUUCAGGUGACUGAGAGAGAGUGUACUGCCAAUCUCAAAAAGUUCCUUGGCAUCCAUCAAGGAGCUCUGAAACAAAAGUCAAGAAUCCAGUGGUUGAAAGCUGAGAUUAAAGGGGAGAUUAAAGCCUUUUACCAUGGUCUUAUUGGGUCUGUUGCAGACUCAUUGGAAGGUAUUGAUGUUACAGUUGUCAGACAAGGGAACCAUCUCUCUGCAAGUUCUGCUCAAUCCUUAGUUCUUCCUGUCACAAAUGCAGAGAUUGAUAUGGCAUUGAAAGGGAUUCAUAUUAAUAAGAAGUUCUUUUAUACAACGAAGCUUCUGAAACAAGUUAACAACACUGCAGUUACUCUCAUUCCUAAGUCAGUAAUUGGUGAAGUGGUGAAUAACUCUCAAGCUGGGUUUAUUCCUGGUAGGAAUGUUGCUGACAACAUCCUCCUUGCCUCUGAACUGGUUAAAUGUUAUUCUAGGAAAUACAUAUGUCCUAGAUGCAUGAUUAAAUUGGACCUCAAAAAGGCAUAUGAUUCUCUGGAAUGGCCCUUUCUGAAGGCAAUGAUGCAUGAGUCAGGAUUUCCUGAUGUAUUUGUUAGGUGGGUUAUGGAAUGUUUAGGUACUGUCUCCUAUUCUAUUCUUGUGAAUGGCUUUCCUACCUCUCCCAUUCUUGGAAAAAAGGGUUUGAGACAAGGGGAUCCAAUGUCCCCCUAUCUCUUUGCCUUGGGUAUGGACUAUGGAGUAUCUGUCAAGGUGUUUGGCUAG